CCCUGUGCGAUUCUUUGCUUAGAGAGUCGCACUCAUCUUUUGCCCUUUUCGACAGAUCUCUCUCUCUUUUACCACUAACAGAAUGAACAAAUUUCCACAAGCUUUUAUUUUAUAAUAAUCUGGGUAUCUAGGUUUUCAGGAACUGAAAAUCACAACAGCAUCGCACCACUUAAAACAGCAGAUUUAGCCUUCCAAACCCUUUUUUAUUUUCAACACACUGAAAUCCGCUUCGUGGCUCGGAAUUGGGUGAAUUCCUUAGGACUAUUUUGGGUCUGGCUUGAGUUUGAUGUGAAUUGCUGUGUGAAAAUGGGGAAUCAUAGCAACAGCAACAGUAGUACUCAAGAAGAUGGGAAUAAGAACUCAUCAACGGUAUCUAAAGGAAGUGGUGGUUUAGGUGGAGCCACCAGGUCAUGGGGCACCACCGUCUCUGGCGGUCAAUCCAAGUCAACUAGCGGUAGCGUGGGGUCGCCUUCGAGCCGGAGUGAGGCUGCUAUGGCUACUACGGUCAGUGAUAGUGCGAUAAUGCGGAUGAACAAUCUUGAUAUCCAAGGAGAUGAUGCAGGGUCUCAGGGGACUGCUGGGAACAGGAAGAAAAAGAGAGGACAGCGUGCAGUUGGAGGUGAUAAGAGUGGCCGUGGGCUUCGUCAGUUCAGCAUGAAAGUUUGCGAGAAAGUGGAAAGCAAAGGAAGAACUACUUAUAACGAGGUGGCUGAUGAGCUCGUUGCUGAAUUUUCUGAUCCCAACAAUAGUCUUGCAUCUCCAGAUCAGUCACAGCAACAAUACGAUGAGAAAAACAUUCGUCGGAGGGUUUAUGAUGCUUUGAAUGUGCUGAUGGCAAUGGAUAUAAUCUCUAAAGAUAAAAAGGAUAUACAGUGGAAGGGUCUUCCCCGGACUAGUUUGGACGACAUUGAAGAACUGAAGACUGAACGCCUUGGAGUUCGAAGCCGAAUUGAAAAGAAAGCAGCAUAUCUGGAAGAAUUGGAGGAACAAUACGUUGGCCUUCAAAACCUCAUACAGCGCAAUAAGCAACUAUAUGGUUCAGGAAACACUCCGACUGGUGGAGUUGCAUUGCCUUUUAUAUUGGUCCAGACUCGUCCUCACGCUACUGUGGAGGUGGAAAUAUCUGAAGACAUGCAACUGGUGCAUUUUGAUUUCAAUAGCACUCCCUUUGAGCUACACGACGAUAACUAUGUCCUCAAGGCAAUGAAAUUCGCUGAAAAGUCGAGAAACGAUGGCACUGCCCAAAAUAUCCCUUCAGAUGGAGGCGAGAGCUGCAGCAUGGUGACUAGCUACCGAACUCAAGGACCUCAUCCUUCCGGGUCAAGCAUCUCGAGUAGGCCUCCAAACUCAUCCCCGCUUCCCGGAAUAUUGAAGGCACGUGUGAAGCACGAGCAGCAUUAGGGUUGGACUCCGACGCUGAAUCUUCCAGUAAUAUCCUCGUCACAUCUGUACAUAUAUACUACAUGAAAUGGGAUCAGAGCAGGUGGGCGGGCUCGUUAUAGCCUACCAUCGCCUACAAGAACUUUUUUGCAUGGCGCUGAAUCGAGCGGAAAGUAGGAUUAUUUGUAUCCCUCAGGUAAGUAUGAGUAUCUUGAUUACUUGGUAGAUCAUCUUAUACAUAACACACUAUAGGCGUCUAAAAUUAUGCUCCCCUUUGUCUUCGUUGUUUAGAAGAUGAACUUCAACUCUAGGCAAACCAUAUUUCGACUUAUUUUUGCAUAACUUCUUAUUUUCCUUA
Salvia hispanica is the source of this 1738-nucleotide messenger RNA. RefSeq names its product transcription factor-like protein DPB. Gene Ontology annotation, cellular component: transcription regulator complex; nucleus. The record is from RefSeq and is a predicted model, not a curated record. Gene Ontology annotation, molecular function: DNA-binding transcription factor activity, RNA polymerase II-specific; RNA polymerase II transcription regulatory region sequence-specific DNA binding. Gene Ontology annotation, biological process: regulation of transcription by RNA polymerase II; regulation of cell cycle. NCBI's taxonomy places the organism in Eukaryota, Viridiplantae, Streptophyta, Magnoliopsida, Lamiales, Lamiaceae.